Schistosoma rodhaini is the source of this 621-nucleotide messenger RNA. The record is from the annotation of a GenBank genome assembly. NCBI's taxonomy places the organism in Eukaryota, Metazoa, Platyhelminthes, Trematoda, Strigeidida, Schistosomatidae.
AUGGGAUUUUGUCCACAAUUUAAAUAUAGAUAUGGUCAUACUUUUGGUAAAGAAACAUCAGAAAUAGCUAAAAAUCUACCAUAUUAUUUUGGGCCAAGAAUUCAAGGAUCACAUCAUUUUUACCCUGUUACUAGGGAGAAUAAUAAAUUUGAUCCAUUAAGAACUAAGUUUAAUGAUGAUGUUCCUGGAAGAAUGUUACCAAAAUCAACAGGAGAUAAUAAAUAUACAGAAGGAAUGGUACCAGGAUAUUCUGGUAAUAUACCACAAAUGAAUUUUAAAUUUGGUCGAACAUAUCGUAAUCUAUCUGAUGAAUGCGUUGAUCAAUUAGUUAAAGAAUAUAAAUCUUCUGAGUUAAGACAAAACAGAUUGAAAGAAUCAUCCAACUUGAUGACUAAUCUUCAUCCUGUAACAUAUGAUCCUUUAGUUAAGAAUCAUUUAAAUAUAUGGACUGAUGAUAUGGUUAAGAAGAAUUCUGAUGUUCAUUCGUAUAUGAGUUCAACUGAACCACCUAUUCCAGGUUAUAAAGGUUUUAUACCUCGUAUGGAUACAACAGAAAGUGGUUUAGCUAAACGUUUUCAUGAAGCUGCUCAAAGUAGUUUAGAAACAUUUAGAGCUGAAUGA